Magallana angulata is the source of this 3383-nucleotide messenger RNA. Its product is annotated as neuronal PAS domain-containing protein 4-like. The transcript is spliced from 9 exons. The coding region runs from base 110 to 2554 and encodes 814 amino acids. Gene Ontology annotation, biological process: regulation of transcription by RNA polymerase II. Gene Ontology annotation, molecular function: RNA polymerase II transcription regulatory region sequence-specific DNA binding; DNA-binding transcription factor activity, RNA polymerase II-specific; protein dimerization activity. The record is from RefSeq and is a predicted model, not a curated record. NCBI's taxonomy places the organism in Eukaryota, Metazoa, Mollusca, Bivalvia, Ostreida, Ostreidae.
CCCUGAACCUCCGUUUGUAGGUCAUUUGAUAGAGUGGUGCGUUUUAAAGAGCGGCUGGUCCGCUUUUACAUUGGGAAUAAGUGUAUGCUUUUAUGAGUAAUUAGUCAAAAUGGCUCCCAGUCCUGUCGAAGAGCUGGCUCUUUUGGACCUAGAAAGAUCGAACAAGGGCGCAUCCAAACAACGCCGCGACCAAAUUAACAAUGAGAUCGGAACCCUGCGAGAUCUGUUGCCCCUCCCUGAGAGCGCCAGACAACGCCUCUCUCAGUUACAAAUCAUGUCCCUCAGUUGUGUUUUUAUCCGGAAAUGUAAUAUCUUACAAAAACUAUUUAAUGCCACACCCGGGACCUCAUCGGAUUCACCAUGCGAUUUUUCACAGUCUUUGACUGGGUUUUUGCUUGUUACCACACGUGAAGGAAAACUGGUGUACAUUUCGGAGAAUGUUACUGAAUAUUUGGGUCAUUCAAUGGUCGACAUGAAGACUCAAGGAGACAGUCUAUUUGACAUCGUUGACAAACGCGACCAUGGGACCGUUCGCGCCCAGCUUUUACACGGCGCCGGAGAAGUUGAUCCGGAUAAAGAGGUGGCCUUCUUCUGUAGAAUGAACAUGUCCAGAACACUCAAGCGACAAGCUGGCUUCGGCGACGUCAAGGUGAUGCAUGUAAAAGGACACUUUGCAACUGUGCCAGGACAGGAACCGGGUACAGAGCAACAAGUGUUCAUGGCGCUCUGUUCUCCUCUUAUAACUCCCGACAUUAAGGAAAGCCUUAUUCAGAACAACACCAUGGUUUUUAAGAGCGUGCAUCAGCUCGAUAUGAAUUUCAUCGAGCUAACUGAGAACGGGGAGUAUCAUCUUGGGGUUAAAAAUGAAGACAUCUGCAGCAAAUCUUGGUACUCUUAUCUGCAUCCCGAAGACAUUUAUGAAGCCCGAGAGAAACAUGUGCAAUUGAUCAAGUCUCGACAUGAGAUGGGAUGCAUGAUGACUGUUCGCAUGAUUACAGCAUCGGGCGAAAUUAUUUGGGUCAACAUCGUUAUGCAUGUUCGCCAAGCCUUAUUGUCAAACAGCGAUGAUCCAGUAAUUCUGUGCAUUAACCAAGUCAUUAGCGAGAAGGAAGCCUACCAAUUCAAAGUCCAGGGCCAACUGUUCGCCCUUUACGCUGCCCGAUCUCCCGACUUCUUCUUUGGUACUGCUUUUUGUGCUCCCAUUACACCAGCAAUGGAAAAUGUCAUGUCCCCAUCUUCUGGUAUUCUCCCUCCGCCCUUCUUCUCUCGUCAGCAGCCUUUCGAUAACGCGCUCACAGCGCAAACGGCACCUUAUAUGCAAAACCCUGUUGCAGCAAACCAAUCCACUAUGUUUAUGAAAAAUGGGUACCAGCCAAACGUCGGACGCCAGGGUCACACCGAUACACUCAAAGCCCUCAAGAGGAAGAUCCAAGAAAAUUAUACAUGUAAACCACCCGUCAAAGUUCCACGCAUGGUCAAUGGUCUUGCGCACAGAAACACAUUCUCUCCACCACAAGACACCACCCCACUGCCACCAUCAUUUGAAAGUAACCUCUACAGGAACACCUUUGGUCCUCACGUUGGAGGAGGAGAUCAUCGCGGAAUAGGACAGGGGCCCAUGCAGGUCAUGUACGCCCAUAACCUAUCCACCGUGAUGAUGUCGCCAAAGGAGAAAAGUUACAUGCCUGAUGUUUUCUCACCGAAACCAAUGUACGAAGAGAAACGAUUAGAGCAAGUUGUUCCUGAUGUCAGUAUCCCACCAUGUUAUCUUACGCCCGAGCCUUCACCGGUUUCAUCCCCAGAACCACCAAAGAAAUGUGAGCCCGUGCGCACAGUAAAAGAGACCAAACUUAUAGAUCCAUUGCUCAUCGCAAAACAUCUUUGUGCUUUAAAGCAAAGACAACUAAAUCCAAAUGCUUCUAUGAAUCCAAAUGGCGAGCAGCGAAAACUCUUGCCAAGCCUUGACGUUGAUUACGUUGAUUCGUUUUUCAACGAAAUAGACAAUGUUUCGCUGACGAGAGAAGAAGAAAUCCUACUGCUUCAGAAGAUUGCGAGGGAGAAAAUAACCAUCAAAGAAGAGCCCAUCGAACACGAAGCCUGCAAAGAAAACCAUGAACCUCUGACGAAUGACUUCGAUAUUGAAGAAUUCCUACAGUUCACAGAGAAACCAAAAGAUGAGACAGUGCAGGUCAAGGUGGAAUCUCGAAGCGAUGAUCAGCAAGUGAUGAGUUUCGAGAACUCCCCAUCUCCAUCAUCUCCCUACAGCACAAUCAGCGCAGCAGACGACAAGUUCAACAGCGAUGACUUCUCAUCGUUUGCCCUCACACCGGAAUCGGGCUUUGAAAGCGAUUCAUUGGAUGACGUACUGGAGACUGACUGCUGGGAUUUGGAGUCGGUAAAGAUGGACCUGUCAAUGACGUCCACGCCGCCAAAUCACCCGGCUUUCAGGAUGACCCCAGACGUUCAUCCGGAACCUGAGUUGUAUCAACUCAAACAACUCAUUUCUUCUUGCACGCCAAGUGGUAUGCAGGAUUUCACCGAAGACUCCCAGUAGGCCGUUGUGUAAGUUCCGACUUACGAUUUUCUUUCCGUAUGGCAUAUUGCCAUUUUCCUUCUACUAUUUCGUCAUUUCCAUGCGAUCCGCAGGACCGGAGGUAGCCAUAGGACUUGACCAUUCCGCUGGCCGGAAUUCAAACAUUUUUCGUUCGAGUUUUAGAUUGUGUAAAUAAAUAUGCUUGGACAAAUUUGUGCAAAGUUCCACUGGCUGGAACCGGACACUUUUAUAUCUUUGAUACAAUUGUACUUUUGCAUGUGUUUUUGUACCGUACUAUUAAGUGUACUUUCUCGUUUGUACAAGAUUGUUGGGCUGGUCUCGCUGUCUUUUAAAUGUGUAGAUUUUGAAGUUAUCAAACAUCUAUAUAUUUUUUCCAAACGAUAUUGUAUUUUUAGAUCGGUACUUGUACCUUCAUUUUAUUGUGUAGAUUUUUGAAGUUAUCAAUUAUCUAUGUCAUCAUCACCCUCAUUCUAUCACCCCCUCGUUAACGCUGGUCGUUAAUGAAAAUUAAGAUGGAGAAUUUGUUUUUGAUUUUGAUAGAAAUCUUACAAGGAAUCGCUUGUCAAUUUUCUUGACUGAUCACUAACAUUUUUCUUUAACGUCAAUAAGACGGUUAAGGGCUGGUCCCUUUGUCUUUGAGGCUGGUACUCAAGUUUUUCUCAUGUUUUUAUUCAUAUUUUGCUUAAACUCGUCCAAAGAUUUACCGCUGGUUCGGAAAUAUUAUGCAUUUUAAUUGUAUAUUAAUUUUUUGUCCAUAAAUUUUGCUGUUCUAGAAAUUGUACGUUUCAGUUGAGCAUAUUUCUGGUUUUAAUAAAUAUACAAGAUUUAA